AUGUCGCCACCGCUGAUGGAUGGCUUUAUCGCCUCCUCUUCGCCGGGGGGCUCGCCUAAAAGCCCGCCCACGCCGCCGGAGAAGCCCUCCGCGGCUCACGUCGCCAAAACGGACGCACUCAAUAAGCAGAUUGCCAACCGCACCGCCGCCAUGGACGCUGAGACGAAGGAGAAGGAGACGAAGAUUAUGACAGCGGCGCAGGCGUACCUCAAAGCGCUCAUUACGAAGCGCGAGGAGGAGGUCAGGAAUGCAAAGGCAAGUCACAAGGAGGAGCAGCAGGUCGGCGCCGAAAAGAUCAACGAGUACAAGAAGAGCGGUGCUCUCUGGAGCGCAGUGGGCCUGCUGGUGGACUUGCAGAAGCCGAACCAGUACUCCAGAAGCACGGAGCAGAUGCGCACGGUGCUCUCCACUCUGAACGCCACGCCUGCCAAGAAGUAA
Molecule: messenger RNA, 438 nt
Organism: Leishmania mexicana MHOM/GT/2001/U1103
Lineage: Eukaryota; Euglenozoa; Kinetoplastea; Trypanosomatida; Trypanosomatidae
Exons: 1
Coding region: 1-438 (145 amino acids)
Biological process (GO): intracellular protein transport; vesicle-mediated transport
Cellular component (GO): clathrin coat of trans-Golgi network vesicle; clathrin coat of coated pit
Molecular function (GO): structural molecule activity
Source: RefSeq, a predicted model, not a curated record